AUGGCUCCUCUCGCUGACUCUCUCGCUAGCAUCGCUCCCUUUUCGUUUCCACCCCAUUUGAGAAGUUAUUUGCACGCGAAGACGCCCCUCUCGACGCCUCAAGAGGUGUUUCCGACAUUGGCUGGCUACCUCGUCACCAUAUUCAGUAUACGACAUGUUAUGAAAGAUCGUCCACCAUUUAAGCUUCAGUUCCUGUUCCAAGUGCACAACGCGCUCCUCAGUAUUGGCAGUGCGGUCCUACUUGCUUUGCUUCUAGAACAAAUCCUACCAAUGGCGUGGAAACACGGGGUGUUCUGGGCUUUGUGCGACGAGGAUAUGUGGACAGAUAGACUUGAAUUCUACUACUUAAUGAAUUACUAUUUUAAGUACAUCGAGCUCUUCGACACGGUCUUCCUAGCUCUCAAGAAGAAGCCUCUAGCUUUCUUGCACGUGUAUCACCACUCUGCCACUGCUUUACUCUGUUACACUCAGCUCAACGGGAAAACUAGUGUACAAUGGGUCCCUAUUUCGAUCAAUCUGGGUAUCCACGUUCUAAUGUAUUACUAUUACUUCGCGACUGCCGGUGGUGCCAGGAUCUGGUGGAAGAAGCACUUGACGACCAUGCAAAUCGUCCAAUUCGUAGUCGAUCUUUUCGUCGUCUACUUCGCAACCUACUCGUAUUUCUCUGCCACCUACCUGAAGGGUUGGCCUACGAUGGGUUCUUGCGCAGGAACAGAGUCGGCUGCUCUUUUCGGUUGCGGGCUGUUGUCGAGCUACCUGGGUCUAUUCAUUCAGUUUUACGUCAACACGUACAACAAGCCGGCAAAGGGCAAGAGUGCAAAAGCGAACGGCAAGCCUUUGGCCAACGGCAACGGCGUCGCGAAUGGUCAUGCGCACAAAACGGAGUGA
This is a messenger RNA of Sparassis crispa, 888 nucleotides long. RefSeq names its product Putative elongation of fatty acids protein. Gene Ontology annotation, cellular component: endoplasmic reticulum membrane. The transcript has 8 exons. Gene Ontology annotation, biological process: sphingolipid biosynthetic process; very long-chain fatty acid biosynthetic process; fatty acid elongation, monounsaturated fatty acid. The record is from RefSeq and is a predicted model, not a curated record. The coding region runs from base 1 to 888 and encodes 295 amino acids. Gene Ontology annotation, molecular function: fatty acid elongase activity. NCBI's taxonomy places the organism in Eukaryota, Fungi, Basidiomycota, Agaricomycetes, Polyporales, Sparassidaceae.